Molecule: messenger RNA, 7113 nt
Organism: Doryrhamphus excisus (bluestripe pipefish)
Lineage: Eukaryota; Metazoa; Chordata; Actinopteri; Syngnathiformes; Syngnathidae
Gene: pgap1
Product: post-GPI attachment to proteins inositol deacylase 1
Biological process (GO): endoplasmic reticulum to Golgi vesicle-mediated transport; GPI anchor metabolic process
Cellular component (GO): endoplasmic reticulum
Molecular function (GO): phosphatidylinositol deacylase activity
Source: RefSeq, a predicted model, not a curated record
CAUGGCGCUGGUAGUGUUCACGGCUGUGUGACUACCGUGAUGUCUUCGCCACCAUCAACAUUACAAUGUCUUUCAAGAGCACAACGAUGAAUUGGAGGACGGUGUUGUUUUACGGUUGUGCUGUGAGUCUUCUUGCUGUUGGCCUGAAAGAAUUACUCACUGGCUUCGAAGACAACAGAUGCAGUAUGACCUACAUGUUUGAAUACCCACAAUAUCUGCGUGUGCCAUUGCCUCGUCGUGUUGCCAGACUGUACCCAGCAUACGGGCUCUACCUGUACGGAGAGGGGCGCUAUGCCCAGGAGACACGAGAACUUAAACUCUUUGGUGCACCGUUGCUCUUCCUGCCUGGAAAUGCAGGGAGUUACAAACAAGCUCGUUCUCUGGGCUCUGUGGCCUUGAGGAAAGCAGAACGCAUGGAAGGUGGUCUCCACUUCAAUGUGUUCACUGUUGACUUCAAUGAAGAGCUUGUGGCGCUCUAUGGGGGCAGUUUGCUGCGACAGACACACUUCCUGCAUGAGAGCAUUAAAGCCAUCCUGAAGCUCUACAAGCACUUAAAGACACCCCCCAAGAGCGUGGUUCUUGUGGGCCACUCAAUGGGGGGUGUGGUGGCACGGGCACUGUUCACUUUGCCCCACUUCAACACAAAUCUGGUGAAUCUCAUCAUCACCCACGCUUCCCCUCAUGUGGCUCCAGUGCUGGCCAUGGACCCGUACCUGCUGGAUUUCUAUUCUUCAUUGAGGCAAAACUGGGAGAAGCAAGCAAAGAAGCUGAAGAACGUAACGGUCCUGUCAGUGGGUGGUGGUUACCGUGACUACCAAGUACGCUCCGGCCUCACGUCCUUACCUUCUUCCCCUCCAGGAGACCCCAAUAAAUUGUCUCUUGUGGUCACUGCAAUUCCCAGGACCUGGGUUUCCACUGACCAUUUAUCCAUAGUAUGGUGCAAAGAGCUUGUUCUCGCUACUGUUCGAGCUUUCUUUGACCUUAUGGAUCCUGAAACUAGACAGUUGACAGAGAACCCAGAAAAGAGAAUGGCUGUACUGAACCACCACUUCAUUCGACACCCGGUCAGAAUGAUGGACGACACGGAAGAAUCAUCCAUCACUCUCCCAGACGAUCCAGAAGCGUGGAGUGAAGUUAACAGUUUGCGCUUGGCUUAUACCACACCAAAGGAAGUAGAGGUCCGAUACUUCUUAUUUGCCCUUUCAAGUCGCAGGAAAGCCUACAGUCAUUUCUACUGUCGGAGCAGUAACUUGGACAUGACCAGCUGGGUAUAUGGCUGCACGCACAGGAAUGGUUCUUCAUGUUUACAUGCAGUGGACUUGUCAAAGGGGACUGAGCUUCUGCCUCCAUAUAAGGUCCUCACACUGAGUCUCAGUGACUUGUCUUCAGUCACUCAUUUGGUGGUUUCGGCCUCCAACCUCAAUGUCAAAAGGUUCAUGGUGGAGUGUGAGUGGCAACGACAGCAAUCUCUGACUCUGUCAGUUCCUGUUCCACAUGUUCUCUCCUUGGGUUGGACUGUCAGUGACAUCACCAUCCCUCUCACUGGGCUUCUUCACACCAUUGAGCUCCAACACUUUCACCAGGUUUAUCAGGCUUUCAAGAUUAGUGUCGGAAGUCAGUGCAAAGCACAGAAAGUAGAUAGAUUGCCCAGUGUGUACAGAAUGAACGUGCCAUGGUUUCUGGAGGACUCCUUUACGACAGCCAGUGUACCGUCAGUGACGGAGAUCUCUGGGAUGCUCCACACUAGUCGUCCAGACAACACAUCAAGUGUCCGCCUUCAGCUCCACACUGCCCCCAACUGUCAAUAUAAGGUGUCAGUGAGGACUUCAUUACCCAGAGUGUUGGGACAGAUUCUGAGAUUCUUCGGCCCCAUGGUGCCAGUGUACACAACUGUAACUCUUCUCCUGGCCUGUGGCAGUCAGCUGUACUCUAUCCUGGUGUCAUGUAGACCCGCAGCCAUGCACUUGAUGCUGGGCAAAGGAUUUCAACCUCAUAAAGUCAACCUGUCAGUUUAUAUCCUUCAUAUUAUAUUUAGUUGUAACUGGGCAAAAGAUGUGUGCUCCCUGCUUUGCCUUCCCCCAAUGGAUGUCGCCCCUCCCACCAUCCCUAAUGGGACCGUUCAUGAGAAUGUGACGGCAUCUUUAGAAUGGCCACACCUACUCCACCCUCUCCUUUACAUCUUUGGGGCAGCAGUGGCUUUUUGGGGAAGCGCACUGCUCCAAGUCAUUACCCGCCUGAUGUCAUUGAUAUUAGCAGUGCUACACAGACCAUCUGUCUCAAGUGACUGCGGUACUCUACAACUGCGGACCCAGGUUCUUGUCACACUGUCUCUGACUGUUGUGGGCGGGACAUCCUGUGGAGCAUUGUCAAUCAUUGCUGCCUUUCUGCUUCACCUUUAUAGGGUACUAAGACUCCAGAUGACAGAAAGAUACUUGAGUCACAUUCUGAAUCUGGCACCUCGGAAGCAGAAAGGAGUUGAAAAUUCCAGUCAAGCCAAAGAAUGUUAUGGCAGCCCGCCCCUGCUAUCCGAGUUGGCUUUACAGGAGGCGACAGAUGACCUGCAGCUUCACCUCACUUUGUCUGCACUCUUAACUGUGCCCGUAAUUCUUAGUGCACCCUCACUUUUACACUGGAUACGGAACUUAAGGUACUCCACCCAGCUUGAUCCUGACCCCUGUUGGCCACACUACAUACCUGUAAUCAUUGUUUACAUGCUGCUUAUUAAUGCCAACACUUCCAAGCUCAGCAACAGUAAAGUGCUGCAUCUGACUUCUUGCCUCCCGUUACCCGUGUCCAUUGCCAUGGUGACCUUCUCACCACUUCACCUGUACAGAGUGACUUACUUCCUGUUGGGAGUCCUCGUUCCCUUGGCGCUGUGUUGUCUUCUCUAAUGGUAUCCAGCUGUUUUCAGUCUUUAACUGACGAGGAACCCGAGGCAAGUGUUUGAAGCUUGUUGUCAGGUUCAUUAGAGCAGAGCCAUAGACAUACAGUACAUCGCUUGGUGAACCGCCUUCUCGAUAAUCGCAUGAAAAGCUCCGUGGCAUUUCCAAGAGUUGGGAAUGGCCUUGGAACAUUUGUUGCCAAUGAGGUAUAUUCUCCAUGACCAAGUUUGCCUUACCCUGUAUAUCUAUAGCCCUGCCAGUCUGCCUUCAAUAAGACAGACCUCAACACCUUGUUAAGCUGAUCAGCAGGGUGUUAUUGUUUGAAUGUUUGUUUCCACUGUCACUGCACUGCCGCAGCUCAGCAACGUGAGUUGUUUUUUUUUUCCAGAUUGACUGUUGUAGCUCUGCCUCAAACAUUGCCGGUGUCAUUCACUCAUUCAUUCAUUCCAUCAGAGAACCCAAAGCAGCCGAGUUCACGCACCACGUAGUCCACUACUGCAGCAAUAAGAAGGUCUGCAUAGCGUGGUCAGUACAGUGGAUCUCCGCAUAUUCACAAUCUUACAAAUUUGUGGAUGUUUGAUGCAUUUUAUUGUGGGAAAAUCAUCCCCAGAAGUCAAACUUCAGGAUGUGUUCAAAAAGGAAAAACUUGCCAAGUCAUCAUUAAUGAUUGAAUGAAAGCACUGUUACAUAAUUAAGAAAAAAGAGAAGGGAAUCAGAAGCACUGUAAUAGCAAGUUUUUUUUUUAAGUUAUGUUUUCAUCAUCAUACUGCACAGCAAAUUUCAUCAUCCUUCAUUAUUGGUGAGUACCUCUACAUUUUAUAAUUUAAAAUGCUUUAAGUGUGAAUCUUUACAGUAUUCAAAGCUGGAUUAUGCUUCUAUGAUGGCUUGAUAUCUUCCUUCUUGGUGAGUGAACAACCUAAAAUUACCACAAUUAUUAAUUGCAAAUGUUGAUAUGAAGUCGGCGGAAAAUGUCAGCGUCAAGCUAGCAAGAGGGUUUGGAUUGGGAGGCGCCCGCCUCAACAAAGCAGCAUAAUUCGGGCACUAAUAGAGUGUAAAUAUAGACAUUUGUAUGGGUUUCGGUUACUCGUGUUUACUUGUUGUUGGUGGGUUAUGUCAGAAAUAACCGGGGGGAGGUCUUUAUUUACACUUGUGGAGGCAUGUCUUCUUUUUGAAGCUAAAAAAAAUAUUUAGUACUCGUAAUUGCAUGUCUCAACCAUGCAGAAUUGCAGCCGAACAAACCGAAUACGAAUCAAGGCUAUUAACACUAAAGAACACUUUUUUUAGUUUUUUGUCCGAUACAACUUUGGCAUUGGUAAUGCUUUAAUCGGGUGUCAAAUUCUUCCUGUAUUUCUUCAGCUAUUUCAUAUAAAGCAAGCUAGGAAAAAUGUACGUAAUCGGGCUUUAAGCCUUAAACUACUGUGGGAAGCCUGACUUGACGUAUUUGUUACAAUAGCAAAAAUGCUAAUGAAACAUUUCCCGUAAUUCAAAUUACAUCUGUGCUAUACAAAGUUGCUACUCAAUUUGACUUAUUUUUAAGGAAUACAUUGACCUAAUGUUUACGUAACACAUCUUGAACAAUAAUUUGUAGUAUUUUAUGAAAGGCGUUACACAUCUCCUUUAAAUGGCUAACUAUGGGUUAACAGUGAACUCAUUGGAAUGAUCUCUUGUUUCAUUUUAGGACCCUAAAAUGUUCAACGAGCCUGAUUGUGUUUAAUUAUUGACUAUUAUUUAUUGUUGUCAGCAAAAACCACAAUCUUGAAUCACCGAGUGAAUGGUUGAUGAAGGGACAUUGGUAAAAGGUAGAAAGGUGCAUAGCGAAAGAAGGCCAUAGAGCAUUGAAGAUCCAGUAAUGCCUUCAGACUGUGAAUGGGGGUGAAAUUCACCUGUGAUUUGUCACAUUGCUGCAGCAUGAGCAGGCUUACGGUACCACAGGACCACGCCUCCUUCAUGCUACACUGACUCCUCAAACUGAUAGUUGCGGUCCCAGCCAAGACACAAUACUAGAUAAUAUAUAUAUUAAUAUACUAAACUAAAUCUUAAACUAAGAUUCCCAAAUAAUGAGCACUAAAAAAAUUGCACAUAUUAUAAGCGGCCGUGUUGUGAUCUACUAUGAUUGGUCCGCACCACUUUUCUUUCAUUCUUUUUGCAUGCAGUACCCGCAGAGCAGAUUUACCAUUAGGCAAACACAAACAAUUUCCAUGGGCCCCCAAAAUGUCUCAUCAUAACUGUUUUUUCCCUUUGAAGUAUAUAUUACUGUUUUAGACUCCUAUAGAGCAGCUACACACAAUAACCCACACAGAAAAAUUUCUACAAAUGCCCUUGGCGUUUGCCUGUGUUUACCUCAUGGUAAGCCCGCCCGGAACUUUGAUCUUAAUAUUGGCCAAUAUUGGUAUCUCUUUCUUGUUUUGUUUUUAUAUUUCAUUACUUAGAGUAGCACGUUGUGAAGAUUAAAAGAGUCAAGUAAAUUUGGACAAGAAGAAAAUGUCUGACCACACGGACAAUAAUGGAUGGACUUGUAUUCAAAGUGCCUCUUUAAGAUUUUUUUUGCCAGUUCAAAGACUUUCUUUUAAUUAUACAGUAGCCUAUACAUCAUCUCAAUGACAGUCAUUGUGGAAACACUUUUCAACUACUGAAGCUCUGCAUACAAAUGGAUGAGACCAUGUCAAAAUACUGUUGUUGUUGUUGUUAUAUUUCCGAUAUAUUAUUAUUCCAAUAUAUUAUUCCACCCCAAACAUUGACCCCAGAAGUCAGAUUGAUUUAAAAUGUAAAGAAUCAGUACACAAUUUAGUACGGCGUUCAUUCUUCCAAAUCAUUUUACGCAAACAUAAUAUUUGAAUCAACACACAUAUUUGUGAACAAUGUAACAAUAUAUACAAAUAACAAUACAACACAAUGUAACAAUAUCAAUAGCAGAUUGUCUUUGAUUGAACCUCCAGUUCAACCCGUGUCCCCAAUAAAGACAAGCGCUACAGAACAUUGAUGGUAAUAAUAACAACAUAAUAAUGCAGUUAUAUAAUUGUUUGAGCAAUAUAAGUCAAUAGUGCAUGUAAACAAAAGCAAAAUUUAUCUCUGAGGUUCUAAACCUUACAAUAUACAAUAUGCAUUUGAACAACACAACAAAAAAAGUCAAUAAGAGAACUGAAAAAUAUAAUUCUCAUGACACUAGUAUUGAUCUGAUACGAUUUGUAUCGUUUUAUCCUCCUCUCGUUAUCAAUCAUGUAAAACAAUGGCGAUAACUUGGUGAUGUAAUCAGUCGCGUUGUGCCAAUUUGCUUUCUGCUUUCUGGUAUUUUUUGUUUAUGUUUAGGGUAGGGUAUAUGUGUUGGAUUUGGUUGGUGUGACAGAGCCUCAUGACUCUUUUGUUGUCGUUAUUAUCAGUGCUGAUUAGCAUCGAGUUUUUUUUAUAUUUGCCGCCUUUGAGCUAUUGGAGUUGCUGUGCCUUUCUACAAUGACAUAUUGUCGUAUGCUCCUACGCUCGUACACUCGGUACACAGCCGGACGGAGUACUCGAGAUGUGUAUACCGCAUACAAUACAAUAUAAGCAAUUACUGUAUUUCUAUUGUGUUGUUUUGUUAGCACCGUUUGCUAUUACACUAGCUAUUGAACUGAUGAGCGAGUCAUACAUGUCCGUCAUGUAAUUUCUAUACAGACACGCUUGGUUUAAACAUUCCUGUUGUGUGCAACGUGAAUGUACCUGCAUUGAGUGUCUGUGUGUAGUAACAAACUUGACAUGCACGCGGUCCGUGUCCUUGUGCAAAGAUGGAGCAAAUUUACUGGGAAUACUAUACAGAUUUAUGUCUGUGUUCACUGUGAUUACAACACUAUUAGAUAUUCUUGUACAGUGGGGAAAAUAACCAUUUGGUCGCCUGUUGAUUUUGUAAAAAACUGUUCAUAUUUUCACACUUACAAAAUCAGCAGGGGUUGAAAUAUUUAUUUUCACCAGUGUACUGUACAUACAAUAUACUGUGUUGUCUUGGAGAAAGCAGUCAAAUCCAAAAUGUACUUGAUGUGACAUGAUGUUAAACACUGUCUACCAUGGUGAAGAAUGUGAAAAUUAAUAAUUUCAUAUAGCGGAAGUGUGUUUAAUGGCAGAGCUACUGUACUUCUGUACUUGUGUGCAUUGGCACAUUGCUAAAAAAAAAAAAAAGGCUAUAUGAUUUGGUUGUGUGUGUGUGUGUGUCACACAAUCAUAACAAGUCCUAAUGACCAAUGAAUCAUAUACAUAAUCCACA